UAUGACAAGAGCGCAGGUGACUGCUACAUUUCCUGAAGAGUCAUGGCAGCGCCGCGCCUAUGAAGACUAUAAAGCAGUUCUUCUUGAUGAAAAUACAAUCUUCCCCUGCAUAUACGCCACAAAAGGCUUCAAAACAGAUGAUCAACUCUAUGUGUUCAUCGACUCAGAUGACCUGUCAAACCCACGGCACAUCCGUUCUCUUGCAAAAGCACUUUCUACAUACCUUCCUCAAGCUCGUGGGCUUGGUCCCAACACCUCUCUUGUUCUUCUUGCCAAGCAAAACGACAACCCAAGAUCGGUGGAGGAGUACAAUUCCCUGUACUGGAAACUCCUAGAUGGUCUCGCCAAGCUAGACAAGAAGCCCUGGCCAUCAAAUGUUCCACGCGACAUUGACACGGACAGAUGGUGCCUCUGCUUUGGCGGAGAACAAUUAUUUAGCGUCAUCCAAACUCCGGCUCACCAGGCCAGGCGCACGCGUUAUGCGCAGGGCGUGACCAUCGUCUUCCAGCCGAAGUGGAUUUUCGACAUCCUCUUCAGCACUAGUGCAAAGCGCGUUGGCGCGCUUGCAAAAGUCCGUGCUCUUUUAGCCAAGUACGAUUCGAUCCCUGUCAGUCCUGAACUGAAAAACUACGGCGAAGACGGAUCGCGGGAGUCCAAUCAGUACUUCUUGCUAGACGAAAAUUUGCCAGCACCGUGUCCGUAUGACAGGCUGAGCGAUUCCAGGCCAUCGCUCGAAGGUGAGUUUAUGGCCCUCAGUUAGUUUCAUCCAACUAACCCAACAC
Suillus clintonianus is the source of this 782-nucleotide messenger RNA. Its product is annotated as YqcI/YcgG family-domain-containing protein. The record is from RefSeq and is a predicted model, not a curated record. Lineage: Eukaryota; Fungi; Basidiomycota; Agaricomycetes; Boletales; Suillaceae. The annotation marks the transcript as partial. The transcript is spliced from 2 exons.